GGUCGGAGUCCGAGUUGCGAGGGAGCGUCCAAUUCAGGAGGUGACAAGGGAAUUGGAAACUGGAGAAAUGGGACGCACCCACGAUUCGCGCCAAGAGCCCGAGUGCCCGCCCACUUGCUCAUGUGACCAGAAGAAGGAGCGUUGCUACGAGCUUCGCGUUUCGGUCCUCAAUACUGCCGCGACUCGACGUUUUGCCUCGGCCAAGUAGACUGCAACGUUAACUGUGGUACAAACAAAAACUUGUCGUCCCCUGAACGCGAAGAGGGUGAAACCACGUCUCAAGUCCAUUCAUCGAAUUCAGGCGACUUCCAACACAUAACCGCACGGUCUCGUUUGAUGCUGCGCCUACGGGACCCGAGGCCGCGUGGGGCGUAACGGUCACGGAUUGAAGUGUGAAAACAAAAAGCCCACGUUCAAAGCGGGGAGACCGAAAGUGUCUUCAGAGGAACCAUGGCUAGUCACGUUGAAGACAAUCUCCGCUGUCCGACCUGUUGCGAGAUGUUUAAAGAUCCCGUCAUGCUGCCGUGUAGUCACAGCUUCUGUCGCUCGUGUGUGGAGCAGUGCUGGGAGGAGAAAGGCGUUCAAUAUUGUCCAGUCUGUAGGAAAAGGUGUCGAUUGAUCGAUGUACCUUCAAACUUGGCACUGAAGAAUGUGUGCGAGGCCUAUUCACAAGCCUUUGCGGAGUCAGAGGACAUCUGCAAGUUGCACAAGGAGAAACUGAAACUCUUCUGCUUGGACCACCAGGAGUCUGUGUGCAUCAUCUGCAAAGAGUCAAACAUCCACUCUGGCCACAAGUUCAGUCCCCUCGAUGAAGCGACGCAAGGUCACAGAGAGAAACUCCAUCAAGACCUGCAGAACGUUAAGAUAAGACUGGAAGAGUAUAGUAAGAUUAGAGAACACUACAGUGAACACGCAGUGUACAUCAAGGUCCAGCGGGACCAGGUUGAACUCAAGAUUAAGAAGAAUUUUGAGGAGCUUCAUUCCUUCCUGCAGGUUGAGGAGAUGGCCAGAUUGUGUGCUGUGAGGGUUGAAGAGCAGAAGAAGAGUAAGCUGAUAAGGGAGAGGAUCGAGGCUCUCAGCAGAGACCUGGCCGUGCUCUCAGAUGUGAUUAGAACUACAGAGGAGCAGCUGACAUCUGACCACGUUUUCUUCAUGAAGAACUACAAGGUUGCAAACAUCAAAAUCCAAGAGCUGCCCAAGGAGCACAAGGUGAUGCAAGAAGCUCUGCUGAACGAAGUCCAACAUGUGGGCAAUCUCAAGUUCACCGUGUGGGAGCGAAUGAAGGAGAAGGUCUCCUACAGUUCCGUGAUUCUGGACCCAAACACGGCCGGUCCAGAACUCAGUCUGUCAGAAGAUCUGACUAGUGUGAGUUUUAAAGUUGGACAGCAGCGUCCAAAGAAUCCAGAGAGGUUUAAGUGGAACGGUGUGCGCAGUUCUGCCUUGGCCCCUGGAACGCACUCCUGGGAUGUUGAUGUGGGAGACAACACUAACUGGGAACUUGGGUUAGCGUGGGAGGACUCUGGCUUGCCAGGUAUCAUGCACAUAUCCAGCAUUGGAUUUCGCGAUGAUAAAUACAGAAUGUUUUCGCAAUCAUAUGGUUCCUGGAAGCCGCCGGUGAAACUUAAGAGAAUCCGAGUUCACGUGGACACGAAAGAAAAAUCGCUUUCAUUCUCUGAAUCGCUCACAAACACGACAUUAUACACCGCGAAGAACGCCUCCUAUUUGUCACACUUUUUUGGUAACAGUCGAAUGUAUCCUUUCUUUUACACGAGGGAUAAAAGUCCUCUGAAAGUAAUACCACUCACACCUCAUUUUAUAUUCGGGCAUAGUCUCAGUCAUGUGAGACAUUUUUCUCCCACAGUUGUUUUACACAGAGCAACGCUCGGUAAAUAAAAGUUGAAAGAUUGUCAUUGUGUGCGCGCGCAAUGGUCACCGCUAGGUGUCACUCAAAUAAUUGUACUUUGUGCUUUUAUCUGCUGUGUCAUCAAAUACAAAGAAUACUUGAAGUACAUUUGAAAUAAAAGAUUUGUAGUUC
Molecule: messenger RNA, 2035 nt
Organism: Phyllopteryx taeniolatus (common seadragon)
Lineage: Eukaryota; Metazoa; Chordata; Actinopteri; Syngnathiformes; Syngnathidae
Product: E3 ubiquitin-protein ligase TRIM35-like
Exons: 2
Coding region: 451-1893 (480 amino acids)
Biological process (GO): protein ubiquitination
Molecular function (GO): zinc ion binding; ubiquitin-protein transferase activity
Source: RefSeq, a predicted model, not a curated record